Molecule: messenger RNA, 1407 nt
Organism: Trichoderma atroviride IMI 206040
Lineage: Eukaryota; Fungi; Ascomycota; Sordariomycetes; Hypocreales; Hypocreaceae
Biological process (GO): regulation of transcription by RNA polymerase II
Molecular function (GO): DNA-binding transcription factor activity, RNA polymerase II-specific; RNA polymerase II cis-regulatory region sequence-specific DNA binding; protein dimerization activity
Source: RefSeq, a predicted model, not a curated record
CGGCAGCCACCCAGCAGGAUGGGUUCGUCGCAGCCCGAUUCUGAUCCCUUCCAAAUGCCCUUCGGAUAUGCCGUCGAUGGCACCCAAGAGCCCAUCUUCGAUGCCCCCGAACCUGCGCCUGGGGCCCCCUUGCUUAGCGAAACAGAUAGCAAGUUCCUAAACGACUUUUUCGACGACAUGACUGCGAAUCAAUACAACAUGCCUUCAUUCGGCGAAGGCCUGAACUACCAUGCCUUGUUCGACCUGCCUCCUCAGCUGAUGGGGACAGCAACCUCAUAUGGCUCUCAGCCGACGACGCCUCUCGGCCACGAAUCGCAUUUAGACUACUCGAUCGACUCGCAUAAUUCACAUGGAUCCACGUCUGGAUCACACCUAAUGCCACCGCCACCGCCGCCGCCGCCGCCGUCUCACCCUCAUCCUCAUGCUCUCUCCCAUCCUCAUGCCUCUCAAUCCGCUUCUUACCAACAACACCCCUCCGACGAUGUCUUGAAUGCCGCUGCCACGCUGAUGCAGAACGGAUCCGGGCUACGCGGAGCGCACAAAACCAACGACCCAUCUGCUCCGCGACGAUCUCUUGGCCCUCCGGUCGGCCACCUCCGCCACCAACCUCUAGAAGAGUUCAGAGAAGAGAGCCGGAGAGGCAUGGUGCAGACCGAAGUUGAUAAUACUUUUACAGAAUGGAUGUGGGGUUCAAAGGGACGCCAAAAUUCCGCCUCUCGUCCGAUUUCUGUAGAUUACCAAUGGGGCUCAGAUUCCAACUUCAAUCUUGGACAAGGCUACACACCCGAAGCGAACAAAGAGACAGUUGAGACGAUGCAGCAAGAGCAGCUCAAGUGUCUCGAAUGCCUGGAACCUAGCCAGAGCGCUGCAACAACUCGUCCAAGCAGUCCAGCAAAUACUCAGUCUACGUUUGCGCAAAACAUACAUCGGGAUACAUCUGAAACAAGAGAAAAGCCGGGUGAGGACGGUGCACCGCCUCGUAAGAGGCGAAAGAGCAAAAUCAAGAAGGAUACUGGAGACGAUGACGAGAAUGAAAGUACCAACGGCACAAAGUCCGCUGCAGCAAAGCGAAGAAAAGCAAAGGGAGAACGAAAUGGAUCCAUCUCAUCACCUCUUAUCGACGCCAGCAUAGGAGGUAAGCGGCGAAAGUCGAAUGCAAACGCAGCCAAGGCGGCAAGAGAAAACUUAUCGGAAGAGCAAAAACGAGAAAAUCACAUUCGCAGCGAGCAGAAGCGCCGAACUCUGAUAAAGGAAGGCUUCGACGAUCUGUGCGACCUUGUCCCCGGACUAAAAGGAGGCGGCUUUAGCAAAAGCACCAUGCUUACAAUGACAGCAGAGUGGCUAGAAGAAAUACUAGUGGGAAAUAGAGAGCUUGCCGCUCAGCUCGCCGCUCUCGAAGGACGAUGA